AUGGUCGACGACGAGCAAGUGACGUCGACGGAGGACAAGAAGGACAAGACAAUGGGUACGAGCACCAGCGUGGACGCCGUGAUGAAGUGCAUGAAAGCGGGCGCGUUGCUGAAAGACAACGAGCGCGCGCAACGCUACGUGAGUAUUGUGAGGUCUGCGAUGGCGUUGGAACGGUUUGUUCGUGCCACUACCGAAGUGGAGCCCAGGCAAGUGGUGGGGACCAAGGACGAAGGAAUGGUGAAGCCGGCGACCGACGGAGAAACGAAAGAGCGGAGAAUGACGCCGUGAUCGAUCCCAGAGCGACGGACGACGAGACGAGUGGAGCAGGCGGCGCCAUCGCACGAGUACGGCUGGCGCACCCGAAAGGCACACAAGGACAGUAAAGCUGCUGAAGGCUAAGGGGUCCCUGGAGCGUCGACGUAUCGCUGAACUAGUGAUCGAAGAAGAACAGCGGCGUGUUGACGACGAGCGACGAGAAGCGCGUCGCAAGUAGCGGGAAGAGGCAAUGAGACAAGCAAAUCGACGUACGGCGCACCGCUCGAGGAGGCGCUGUAUGCGCAUUUGGUGGUGGGGAACCAGCGCGCGUGAGCCUAGUACAGCAUGGCGACACGAUACGGCAGCAGCCGGAAAAGGCGAAUGACGUGGAGUACAUCGGUGCUGACGAUGGCCUUCCGACGGCCCAGAUGGAGGUUGACGGUGUGUUAGGCAGUGUCAAGCUCGACAGUGGCGCUCGAUACACUGUCGCUGACACU
Phytophthora infestans T30-4 is the source of this 752-nucleotide messenger RNA. RefSeq lists its product as uncharacterized. The record is from RefSeq and is a predicted model, not a curated record. The coding region runs from base 1 to 288 and encodes 95 amino acids. The transcript has a single exon. NCBI's taxonomy places the organism in Eukaryota, Oomycota, Peronosporomycetes, Peronosporales, Peronosporaceae.